Messenger RNA from Malania oleifera, 493 nucleotides. RefSeq lists its product as uncharacterized. The coding region runs from base 75 to 290 and encodes 71 amino acids. Lineage: Eukaryota; Viridiplantae; Streptophyta; Magnoliopsida; Santalales; Ximeniaceae. The record is from RefSeq and is a predicted model, not a curated record. The transcript has 2 exons.
CUCGCUUGCUUUGCACGGGCCGCGGCUACUAACAAAACAGAGGCGGACAGGAAAGAGGAGCAGAGAGAGAGAAGAUGGGGGGAGGAAUGGAAGCGCACAAGAACAGGUUCAUAGAGGAUUGGAGCUCUGCGAGGGAGAACCUUGAGCACAAUUUCCGAUGGACUCGCCGCAACUUCGCCCUCGUGGGCUUAUUCGGCAUCGCCCUCCCUGUCUUCGUCUACAAGGGCAUCGUCAAAGAAUUCCAUAUGCAAGAUGAGGAUGCAGGAAGGCCAUACCGGAAGUUCCUCUGAGCAUGAUUUGAAAAAAAAUUCUGUGUAAUAACGGUGGAUGAAUAAUGAAACACUUGUUUUACCCGCAAAUGUGCCUUUUUCCUAGUUCGAUGCGUUCUCCCCGUCCUUCCAAUGUGUUUGACAAGUUUUCUGUAGAAUUUUAAAGAACUUUGAAUUCUGGUUUGCCAUUAAGAAAAAUGGAAUAUUUCAUGGUUCCAACUUUA